AUGCCAAGGCUGCCUUCCAUUUCGUCCUCGUUUCCGUCGAGUACGGAGCGAGUGCAACUCCAGGGCAUCGCCGAACAAUCGCGGCUAUUCUUGAAGCGGAUGGCGUACUCGCUGGCCACCGCCAAGCCGACAUGGGACGUCAUGGAAGCGGACAACAAUAUGGAGCUGUUUCACAUCAAAGACAAGAACAGCGGAACUGACGACAACGUGAUCAGCGUGUGUGGUGUCGCGGGUGUGUACGGCACUCUGUCGGAAGUGGCCGAUGCAUUGUUCAUCCCGCAGACUCUACCAGACAUGACUCGUCGCGGGCCCAAGACGUUCGUUGACGACAUUCUUGGCAGCCAGACGCUUCUUCGAGUGGACGGAAGGACAUCCGUAAAAUGGAUGGCAGUGCAAUGCGCGGACGGCAUGACCCAUCGCGACUUUGUCGUGUUGCAUUCGUGUGAACGCUUCCAAGACGUGGAAACCCGAGGCGUUGUCAUCUCGCUGCACUCGCUCGACUUUCCCGGCGCCCCGCCAUCCUUCGAGACGUCCAUCCACUCAGCGUACCGGUUCGUCCGCGGCGGCAUCUACCGCUCCGGCUUUGUGCUAUUGGAAAACUCGUCCACUCCUGGCAUCAUCGAUGUCAUGUCUGUGUUCAAGGUCGACUUCAAGGGCACGGACGUGCGCAGUAAACUCCCGAGGUCGGCCACCCUCGCGGCGUGGCUACAUUGGAUGGGCGAACUCAACAAGUAUCUGCUCUGCGCCAAGCUCCGCCGUGUGGGGGCCCCGCGGCUCCGGCGGCAGACGGCGCCAGUGUCGACGAGGGCCCGCCGGCAGUGCGAAUCGUGCGACGCGCCGUUCAAAUUCCACUUCCGUCCCCGCAAGCAUGACAGACGCCAGUGCAUGAUGUGCAGCGCCGUGCUAUGUAACGCGUGCACAGUCGACUUCUCAGAGUCCGCGGGCACGCCCACCACCGUCUUCUGCAUCCCGUGCCUGGUCAAGUGGAACCCCGAUGGCCCGAGCAUCAAGUUCAUCCAGCCGCCGUCCACGACCAUCGGGUCGUCCCCGGCGUCGUCGUCGUCAUCGUCGUCAUCCGUUCAACUUCGCUCCCAGAUGCACCACCGGUUCCCGGGUCCCACGACGCCGGCGUCAACAACAUCUCACAACCACAGUAGUAGUAAUCCCUGGAGCAGCGUCGACACCAACAUUCCCAUUCUGGGUGACGAAGGCGACUUGAACCUGUAUACUCUGCCGCCUCAUCCCCCAGCGGUGUCUGACACAGCCCUUCAUCGAUUAGACCACUUGGUACAGCUGGAGUCGCCGUCCCAGCAGCCGUCUGCCACUGACGACGACUCUUUUUGGGACGACGACACGCUGCCACGUCAUACAGCCGUGUUUGUUAGUCGGCCCAACGUUCCCAAUGACCGCGAUGCAUCGAAAGGGGGCGACGACCGCAUGGAACAACUCCGACGGCACUUGCAUGUGGCGGUGGCGGAUGUGGUGCGCGAGUCCAGCCGCGGCCACACCGCCGCCGCCAAACAAGCCCUGGAACGCCGAAACCAACUCAAACGACAAAUGAAACACCUGCACGAUUGCUCGUUGGGCGGCGCGCGACCGCGAGGUUCGAACGAACGAUCGACGUUGCGCGAGGACCUGCGCGCGUCGCAGGUAGAGCUUGCUGCCCUGCGAAGCAAGCACCCCGGCGACGGCGUUCCAGCGUUUUCCACGUCGUCCAUUGCAAAACUCAACCCACAUGACAUUGCCGCGUUGCAAGCAAAGUUAGACGGCCUCUUGAGUACGUCCACGUCCACCGUCAGCGAUGAAUCACUGGACGACAACAACAAAAGAGGGAGCUACGGCCAGACUUCGCCCGCCCAAGACAAGUGGAGGCGACACGGGCACUCGAACCACCAUCGCAUGGAGGACCCUACACUUUCCAAGUCAAAACACUCAUGCAUGAACGACAACGAUGUCGCAGAUAUGCCGGUGGAUCGCCUUCGGCUCAGCGACAUUCAGAUCUUCACCGCGUCCAAUAAACGGGUCGACAUGAAGGACUUGAACCAGUUAGACGACAUCCAUAGUUUUUCCCUUUAA
This is a messenger RNA of Aphanomyces astaci, 2076 nucleotides long. RefSeq lists its product as hypothetical. The record is from RefSeq and is a predicted model, not a curated record. The transcript is spliced from 6 exons. NCBI's taxonomy places the organism in Eukaryota, Oomycota, Saprolegniomycetes, Saprolegniales, Verrucalvaceae. Gene Ontology annotation, molecular function: lipid binding. The coding region runs from base 1 to 2076 and encodes 691 amino acids.